Messenger RNA from Limulus polyphemus (Atlantic horseshoe crab), 5628 nucleotides. RefSeq names its product zinc finger protein aebp2-like. The transcript has 6 exons. The record is from RefSeq and is a predicted model, not a curated record. Gene Ontology annotation, biological process: regulation of transcription by RNA polymerase II. Gene Ontology annotation, cellular component: ESC/E(Z) complex. The coding region runs from base 143 to 1615 and encodes 490 amino acids. NCBI's taxonomy places the organism in Eukaryota, Metazoa, Arthropoda, Merostomata, Xiphosura, Limulidae.
CGUCACGGUCGCUCAUCCCUCUCUCUUUCUCUCUACCGAGUGUUUCUAGCAGUAUCCGACAGGUGUCGCAGAGUGUGGUGUCCUUUGUUAGGGUCGUGGUCGGAGUUUGACCUUUGUUCAAUGUGGAGCGGAUUCUAGACUUAUGGCAGCGAUGGACGAUUGCUGGACCAUUGCGUUGUUGCCAUGGAAAAAUUUCGUGUCGUUGCCCACUGUAGAAAUUAGCAGAUUCUCUGUCAGUGUGGCCGUAAGCAGUGGAGCCAGUGACUCCUGCCAGUCCAGUGAUGGCGCUAGUGUUUCAGAGCCAUGUUCACCAGAAUGUCCAGCUUCUCCAGGUAUCCCCCAACCUAUGCCCCCUCUUCCUGCUUCUCUGUCAGAAGAAACUAGUGACAACUGUCUUCUUGACAGUGAUGAUUUUGAUGGUAUUAAUUAUGUUGUUUUGUCAGAAAGGAAUUGUUCUCAGGACAGCAUAUCUGAAGAUUCUGGUGUGUAUCAUAAAGAUGCUUUCCUGCAGUGUGACACAAUCCAUCCCAAAGAUGUGUCAGACUUCAGUAAACAUAAUUUAGAAUCUAAAGAUUUUGGGGACCAGGUCAACUCUUGUGAUGUUUCUUCAAGGGAACAUAUACAAAAAGAUUUUAGUGAAACAAAGAAUUGGACUCAUAAUUCAGUCACAGCUUUUAAGACAUUAGAUGUGAAAGAAUGGGAAAAGCCUCAUAUUAAAAGUAACUUUCAGUUUUCACAUAAUUCAUUUUCUAGCCCAGGUCUUACUAUCUCGUCACUCACUAGCCAAACACCAGUUGCUGCCUCGUUAUUCUGUAGCCAAUCCCCUACUGCCACCUCAUCAACUUUUAGCCAAUCAACUGCCAGUUCUCAAACUCAGUCAACCCUAGUAUGCAAUUGGUUGAACUGUGUCACUGAGAUAAACUGUCCAAGUGAACUUGUGGAGCAUAUCCGUAAUGUCCAUGUCGACACCCAGAAAGAUACAGAAACUGUUACUUGUUUGUGGAAAGGUUGUAAAGUGUACAAUCGGCCCUCAUGCUCGCUCAGCUGGCUACAGAGGCACACGUUAACUCAUGGAGGAAACAAGCCUUUCAAGUGCAUCGUCGACGGUUGCGGACACAGGUUUACUUCCCAGAAUGCCUUGGAAAGGCACGUGAACUCUCACUUCAACAACGUUCCCACAUCCAGUGCAAACAAGACCAGCCGAGCCAAGGAUGACAGUCCAAACAAGUUGGUCAGGAGGAGAAAGGUUCGAAAUCGUCAGAGAUUUUGGCAAGCAAUCAAAAGGGAAGACUUUUUUGAUGCUGGAGUGAUGGAGCAUGUAAAAUAUGAACUUAUGGAACUGAAUGCAGUUACUCAGGUAGACAUCCAAGAAACACCCAGAGCAGUCACAUUCCAGAGCAUUGUUCAAGGAAGGAGAGUGGAGAAGUCUGGUAAGGUGACGGUGUUGUUGCACUGGCUGCCAGAACAAAUUUUCCCAGAUGAAUGGGUGUGUGAAUCACAAGCUGCCCAAAUGUCUCAUCGUACCAUUCCAGUGACACAUCUACCUCGUGAAGCCUUAGACACAUUACAUCCUUCCCCGUUACCUCUUGCCUCACGGAAACGCAAGAGAAAGUGAUGAAGAUGGUGUUAAAAUGAUUCUCUGGAAAUAGGGACUAUUGCAAGUAGAUGGUAACUGAACGACUUUGCUGUGCACGUUAUAACUAUGCAACUUUAUGUUGCUAUGCUACUAAGUUAUACAUUAAAAGAUAUGCAGGUGUGUUCUGUACAUGAAGAUUCAUAGCAAUGUGUUCGGUGUGGGGGGGUGUUGUAGUGCUAUUGCACCUGAGGAUACUGUUUCAAGAAGAACACAAAUUAGAAAUUAACUUUUAUUUUCUAAAUUAAUUGAUUCAGCAGUUAUGUAUAAAAUAUUUUAUUUUGUAGCAAGAUGUUAAAGCUCUUAAUCAAAAACGAGAUAUUUAAGAAAACAAAAAGAGGGACGCUUGAAGAUGAUGGAAAAUUCAUCAAAUCAAUCUUAAUAGUACAUUCUUAAAGAAUGAACUGACAGCAAAAAGUGGAUAAGUAACAGAAGACUGUUAUGAUAUCAACAUUGUGUAAAUAGGGUUAAAGAAUAAAUAAACAUGUAAAGAUGUAUACAUACAUAAACUACAAUGUAUGAAGAAAAAAAUGGCAUAUCUUAGUUUGAAUACUUAGUUUCAUCAUGAAUUAGGGGGGAAAAAAUUCCUUCAGUUUGUUUUGGGUAAUUUUUUUAUUUUGCUCAUACAACUUAAUAGGAUAAAAUGCUUAAGAACUUAAGAAAAUAUCUUAUGUUAAUUCGGCAAUGAUUGAAUAAGGAUUUAAUUGGUAUUCCGAGGUUGUUACUUGGAUAUGUUAAAGCUGUGAAUUCAUUGUCUGUUCUAUUUCAUGUGGUGGUUACUUUGCUUCAUUUGUACGAGACAAACAUGUUUCAUUGUGUCUAUUUAUACGGGACAAACAUGUUUCAUUAUGGCUUACGUUUUUCUGUUAAAAAGUUGCAGUAAUUAUAAUUAGAUGUCAUGUGAUUGUUUUUUGUUUUUUUUCUUGAGAAAAUAAUUUCAUUUCUGUGGGAGAUGCUGCAAAGUACAUACAAGUUCAGGUAUCAUGUACUUUCUGAUACAUAGACAUCCAAACCGUGUUUUGUUGUAUGUGUAAAGUGCUCUUUUUUGCUAAAUGUGUUAAUUUUCUUGUGUGAUAAUGCAAUUUUACAGUGUACUGUUCUUGGUGGGGAAUCAGAUAUUUCUCUCAGACUCCUAGUUACCUCUUACAGUGUUCUGUUUGUGGUGGGGAGUGAGACACUUGUCUCAUACCAAUAGCUAUAUUUUUUAUAGUGUUCUACUCUGGAUGGGGGAGUGACAUUUGUGUCAGACCCAUAGCUACAUCUUACAAUGUUCUGUUCUUUGUUGGGAUGAGACACUUGUCUCAUACCCCUAGCUACAUUCUACGGUGUUAAGUUCGUGGUGGGGAAUGGUACACUUAUUUCAGAUCUGUAGCUAUAUUUUAAUUGUACACCAUGUGAAAUCUCGACUAUUGUUUAGCUCUGUGUUUAGUUUGAUUGUUCAUAAGUAGAACUUUUCAGGUUUAAUAUUGUAUUGCGUUUGGUAGAGUGCAUCAUUUUACUAUUAUCUAACAUCUUGUAUUACCUGUGCUCAGAUCUAUCUGGACUACUGCAUAACAUUACUGCAUAGAUUCAUUUUGACCUUUUAGCUGUUCAGUUUGUCAUUUAGUUAAAAACAUUCCUGCUCAAAUUGAUAACAAGUACAAAAAUGUGCUGUUUGAUACUGUUUCAGCAGCCGGUUAAAUGGGUAAGAUGGACAUUUUUAGAAAGUGUCUCCCACAGGUUAAAGAGCUGAAAACAGAGCAUGAUAUAGGACAUUCUUAGAAAGUGUUUCCCACAGGUUAAAGAGCUGAAAAUAGAGCAUGAUAUAUGACAUUCUUAGAAAGUGUCUCCCACAGGUUAAAGAGCUGAAAGCAGAGUAUGAUAUAGGACAUUCUUAGAAAGUGUCUCCCACAGGUUAAAGAGCUGAAAGCAGAGUAUGAUAUACUGACAUUCUUAGAAAGUGUCUCCCACAGGUUAAAGAGCUGAAAGCAGAGUAUGAUAUACAUGAUUUAAAAAAAACAAUAACUAUAUUAUUAGUUGAGUUUAUCUGUAAUGUAUUAUAGGUUUUUGUUUUAUUUUUUGAAAAUUCUAGAGACACUGAGUUAGUUUCCUUUGUGACUAAUUUGGUUUCAGUAUUCAGGUUUGACAUUUAGUGCAGGUUGAUAAAAUAGUAGCUUGUAAGAGAGACUUCCUGAGUUAAAGUUUAUCUUGACCCUCCACAAGUAUUGCCAAUCCUUUCUGUUCAGAUGUAUUUAAUAUUGAGAGAAUUAACAGCUAAGUUGUAACUAUUGGCACGACAACAUGGACCUUGCUAAUUUUUGGAAGAAAUUAUUUGUCUCCUGUUAAAUACGAGGACAGAAAAUGUCAUAAUACUUAAUUGAUUUAUUUCUUUGCUAUUAAAGCUUCAGAUUUUCACACUAGAAUAAUAAUUUAUAGUUUUUUUCAAAUAAAAUAUGUUAUUUUAUACACGUAAAAUGGUAAGGUUUACUUCAUAUUUAUAUUGAAUAUUAAGAGCUUUGCUCUUAGGUAUUGUACAAAAAUUUUACUUUAUGAAGAAAACUUUUCAAUACGAUGUUUCUGUACCAUGUGACACCUGGACUUUGUUUUUGUUCUGUUAUGUGGUAUUCAAACAGUGAAAGCAAUGUCUUAUUUAUAAAUAAUUCAAGUAUCUCAGAACCAUGUUUCAUCCUCAUUCAAUUGAGUAGAAAGUAAAUUAUAAACCAAAUAUCCUCUGCAGAUCACAAGGUUGUUUUAAAUUCUUUCACGUGUGAAAUCAGUCAUGUGACUAGAAACUUGUUUUAAAGUUUGCUGGAUUUUAUGUCUACCCUUUGAUUCUUUCAUAAAAAAAAAAGAUAUUUUAAUGUUGAAAUAACACUUGUGUAAAUAACACUUGUGUAAAUAACACUUGUGUAAAUUUUAAAUGCUGCACUUGUUAAAACAGACCAACAUUUAUUGUUACACAAUAACGUUUUAAAAAUAGACUGUCCUCAUUCUCAAAAUACAAUAAAACCUAUAUUCAGUAGUUUACUGUGUGAAGAUAAAAAGCCAUGAGACUGGACACAAUUUUGUACACUUGACAUGCUUCAAAAUCCUGAUGAUAACGAAGUAAGAUGUUGAAAUGUGUCAAGUGUGACCAGUUUCAAGGUUUUUAUCUUUAUACAGUAAAUUAUUGAAUAAAUGUUUUUUUUAUUUUAUUUUGAGAGUGGGAACAAUCUCGUUUUAUGCCCCCUAGUAGCACAGUGGUAUGUCUUCAGACUUAUACUGUUAGAAACUGGGUUUCGAUAUCCAUGAUGGGCAGAGUUUGAGUAGUUUUGUGCUUAAUAACAAAAAAAAAUCUCAUUUUAAAAUAUUGAUUGUGUACUAAUAAAUGUUGGUUUCUCUGUUUAACUGUGCUAUUUAAAGAUAUAUAUAUAUAUAUAUUCCAAAAUUAUUACCUCUGUAAGUUAAAAGGUUUUUACCUCAUACUGAUCAAAUUUGGAACAAAGGUUGAGUGCUCUCCAAAGGACCAAUUAAAUAACUUCUGGUGAAUAUUGUUCAAAGGUCAACAUAAUACUGAAGGUGAACCACUUUAAAAAUGGUUAAAAUUUGAGAAGAGAUUGAGAUGCAAAGAGGAUUUUGGAUGCUAUGGGACAGGGGUUGCACUCUUUCAGCAUAUUUCUAGUUAUUAUUAUUAAUUUCACUAUAGUUACUUCCCUCGUUAGCAGUAACAAAGAAUGUGGCCCAGGUACGCGUGCAACACCCACCAUCCAAUAACUAAAGAGGCCGCUUCCUUAGGUAAUCACCUAUUAAGAUCAUGUUGCACAAUCACCGAGUAACUUGUGUAGAUGGAUUUAGUUAUUGCUUUAUGUGGCAUGGUUAUAAAAUGUACAAAAAAAAGUGAAAUGUUACCAUAUGUAUAACAGACGUUUCAUAUUUGUGUGACAUCAAAAUAAAAGGUCAGAGUAAGGGGCUGAAAUAUUGUAAAUUGUGGUUGAGUCUCCCCCCCCCCCCAAAAUAAUAUUAGGCUUCCUCUUUAA